GGAUACACAAUGCUGCAACCAAACGGCAGUGUCUUCUCCAACCUAAGACGCACCAGCAAGGAGUUUCAGAAAUUUUGCAACUCCCACAGCCGCUCCACGUCAGUCGGAUAACGGAGAACAGCAGCCACCACACCACCGGAACACACCGUACGUCGCUCGGGUCGUCACCAAAUCCCACAGGAGAACGCCGAUCGGCUACCGCCGACGUCGACAGCAAUCCACCCACGCUCAAAGCCACUCAACCACCACACUCAGUACUACAGGUAUUAUAUACUAUAGCAGCAAAAGCCAAUUGCCAGGAUCAUAUGUCCACACGCUCUUACAGCCGAUACUGCAAAACCUCCCUGGACUGAAGAACGCUCAUAUUAUCCUCCAUCAAUAAAAUGAAAGUAACUUUCAAGUGACUAAAGAUAUCAUGCAUUUGAAGUCCCGCGUCUCAAAUUUCUCAUUGUUGGAGGAUGUAGGAUAUAAAAAAUCAUUUGCAUGGGCUGAAGGUUGUUGGUGAAUUGGAUUUCAAACUGUGGCAUGAGAAACAAGUGGCCAUUUGCUUACCAGGUCAGAAAAUGCAUACACGGAAAAGUCUUCAGGGCAUUUCUAUGGAGAACAAGAUACUGACAUCUCACUCAGGAACUUCUGAGUCAUCAAGAAAGAGGAAGUUAAUAGCUGUAAAUAAGCAGGACACAAUUUCUGCAUCAGAUCAUGAAUAUAGCUCUCCUAAAGAGGCAAGCCUGCGACAUGAAACUGGUUUACUGUCUGGGAGAAAUGUAGGAGAAAAUUCUUUUGAAUUGUUUUCAAAUCAAAGCCCUCCAUUUAUAGAACCAACUAUCUUCCGGCAUCGAUCUGAUAAAGGUCAAUUUGAUGGUGAGAAUAAUCUCCCAGAAACUAAACAAACUUGUAUUGGAUAUUUCUGCAAAGCUGGGGCUGAGAAAAUAAGCAAUUCAUCUCCAAGUGUGUUGCUUCAGUCUUUUCAUCAUAGAGGAUCACCACCAAGCAAAAAAGAAAAUGAUAGAGGUCAUGCAGGUGGCAAUAUCCAAAUACUGAAGCAAGUAGAAGGAGCAGCUGUUGAGAAUUUUAAGUGUUCCUUCUUGGAAGAAACUGGUCCUAAAAAUGGUGAUUGUCCUCCUACCGUGGAUAUUAGGAAUGAUCUAAGUCAUGGUUCUUUUAAGUCCUAUAAAAAAAGUAAAUCACUUGUCAGAAAAGAAGCUCCCACAGUCGCCAAGAAGCUCUGGGAGGGGUCCCUUCAGUUGAAUUCUUCUGUAACUGUGUUAGCAGUUGCCUUCUUUAAGAGCGGUGAGAAGAUGCCUAAUAUCAAGUGGUCUGAAUCUAUAGAAGUCAAAGGGAAAGUGAGGUUUGAGGCUUUUGAAAAAUAUAUUCAAGAUCUUCCUCGUUCACGCAACCGAGGGUUGAUGGAUCAAAUCUCUGGGAAUCCAAGGGUGCUAUGCAAAUUGGAUAUUGACAAGGCUUAUGAUCAUGUAAUCUCGCUUUGCUGGAAAGAGGGGUCUUCUGAAAGUGGACUGGCAGGCAUGAAAAAGGUUGCAAAAGGGUACAAAGAUGGGGAGAGGGUUGGGUUUGCACCACUCUCUCCUGGUAUGGAUCUUUAUAUAUGUCCUCGCAGCGAGACCAUAAUCACUAUACUUGCUAAACAUGGGUUCUUCAAGGGCAUGGCUGCUGUUGAAGACAACCAAGAUUCCUUGAUUGGUUGUGUUGUGUGGCGAAGGAACCGAGCAAAUUCCAAUACUGUUGUAAAGAAACCUGAGAGAAAGAAUUGUUCCUUUACGGAGCAGCCUGUUAACUCCCCUCCUGAUGCAUCUACCCUAAGAGUUGUGGAAGAUAGUAUGUCUCAUGCACAACCGGCUGAGGAAUCCAUCCCAGUUGCAUCAGGAACAGAUUAUGCAACUCUUGAGAGUACAGAAAAUUAUAGCAUUGAGACCAAGAAUGUUGAGCCCAGUAACGUCCAACUUGAGUUGCAUAAUCAGUCGGCCAUCAUUAAACCCUUGGUAGCACCUUCAGUCCCAAGAAAUUCUCUAUCUGUUUUAGUUGAAAUAAAAACAUCAUGUUCUAACCGUGCCUCUCAUCAUCAGGAUUCUUUGGGACAGUCGUUGGAAGUUGAAGCUCCUCUGAUGCACAAUUCAGGACGAGAGAAAGCUAAACCCAGUUUGGAACUUCAUAGACCUGUCUUGUCUCUCCCAUCUGAAGUCAUAAACAAAGUUGCAUCUCUGCAUGAUGAUGACGAUCUUCCUGAAUUUGACUUUGGGAUUUCACCUGUUAUUUCUCAGACUCUAACAAGCAACCCUCUAGAUGCUGUGAUAACUAACAUGAAACUUCCAUCUGGAGGACCUUGGAAAAUGGAUGGUUCCCUGCCAACAAUGGAACCAACUCUACAGUCACUAAUUUUCCAUCAGAGAAGAUUGGAAAAUUCAAAUCUUGCGAAGCUUCCAGUAGGUGCCAUUCAGAAGAAGACUCCACUAGAGAAUUUUGUUGACCAUGGAAAGAUCUUUGGAUUUCCCAUUUGGGAAGAAAAACACACUGCCCAAAACAUAGCUGUCAGCACAAGACGUGGCCGCACUGCUGUUCCGUUUUCAAGUAGUCGUUUUGGAGAAGACGAGGAUGACAUGCCUGAGUGGUGCCCACCAGAGGUUGAGCUUCACAAACAAACGAUUCCAGAGACAAAUCAAUCAUCACCAUACUCAACGUUUGAAGUUUCUCCUGGUCCUACAACUCUGCUCCCUUCUCCAUCUCUGGUUGCUAUCCAUCCACCAUUUUCUGCCCUUGCAUUCCCUCGUGCAUAUAAUUGCCACAAUACAGUCAGUGCAAGAUCUACGCAGCCAAGACCAGCUAACGGAUAUAUGCCAAGGGAUCCAAGUUCUUUCAUGAGAUUGAAUUCUGAGACACUACUGAGACCAACAUCAAACACAUUUGAUGUAAAAUUUCCUGUCCAUCCUGCCAGUUGGAGAGGCUGGAGAUCAUGAUACUUGAAGAGCAACAGAAGUAAUAAGCUGAUACCUUGAACCGGAAUGUGGAAUAGAGUGAUUUAAAUAGGAAUUGCCAAGUUGUACAUAUUAUGUAAGCAGCAAGUUAACGUGCUGCUUCAUGCUUAGAGUCGUUCUGUGUUCAGAUUUUCUGUGACCGUGUUAUAUUUUUUCAUAUCUUGAUUUUCCUAUCACAAUGCUUUUAUGGUGAAAGCGAGUUUCUGUCAUCUUUGGACUAAUGUGUAACAAUCAAGCAAUUUGGGUGUAGGUAGGGGUGAAAAUGGGGAUGAGGAUGCUGAUGCAGUUAUUAGUAAUAUUCAUUCGCAUAAUGCGUUUAUCACUUUUAUGUAUCCGCAUCCGCACCAUGUGUUUACUGUCCGCAUCUGCGCAGUUCUUGCGGUUAUUAUUUGCUAUCCGCAUAUGAGGUAAUGAGCAUUUUGGAUUACUAUCUAAA
Molecule: messenger RNA, 3423 nt
Organism: Alnus glutinosa
Lineage: Eukaryota; Viridiplantae; Streptophyta; Magnoliopsida; Fagales; Betulaceae
Exons: 8
Coding region: 564-2969 (801 amino acids)
Biological process (GO): DNA-templated transcription
Cellular component (GO): nucleus
Source: RefSeq, a predicted model, not a curated record